This is a messenger RNA of Pseudopipra pipra, 7671 nucleotides long. It is a transcript of the gene GNAO1, whose product is annotated as G protein subunit alpha o1. Gene Ontology annotation, biological process: adenylate cyclase-modulating G protein-coupled receptor signaling pathway; G protein-coupled dopamine receptor signaling pathway. The transcript has 8 exons. NCBI's taxonomy places the organism in Eukaryota, Metazoa, Chordata, Aves, Passeriformes, Pipridae. Gene Ontology annotation, molecular function: GTPase activity; corticotropin-releasing hormone receptor 1 binding; GTP binding. The coding region runs from base 265 to 1329 and encodes 354 amino acids. Gene Ontology annotation, cellular component: heterotrimeric G-protein complex. The record is from RefSeq and is a predicted model, not a curated record.
GUGCCCGCAGCAGCCCCGCUGGAUGCACUGAGCGCUCAGGCGCGGGGAGAGAGGGGCAGGAGGGAGCCGGCAGCCCCGCCGCGGAGGCGCUGCGCUGCCCGGAGCCUCACGGCCAUUUGCUUUGAUUCUUUUAUUGCCCCCCGGCCGCCUCCCCCUCUCUGCCCGCGGGAGCCAGCCGAGGCGGCGGCGGCGGGGGCUGCAUCCCCCCUCCCCCCCUUUUUUUUUAUUUUUUUUUAAUAUUUUUUUUAAAUUUUCAUCGCCGCCAUGGGAUGUACCCUGAGCGCUGAGGAAAGAGCCGCCCUGGAGCGGAGCAAGGCCAUCGAGAAGAACCUGAAGGAGGACGGGAUCAGCGCGGCCAAAGACGUGAAACUCCUCCUGCUCGGAGCCGGAGAGUCGGGGAAAAGCACCAUCGUGAAGCAGAUGAAGAUCAUCCACGAGGAUGGCUUCUCUGGGGAAGACGUGAAGCAGUACAAGCCAGUGGUCUACAGCAACACUAUCCAGUCCCUGGCAGCGAUUGUCCGUGCCAUGGACACCUUGGGCAUCGAGUACGGCGACAAGGAGCGACGGGCUGAUGCCAAGAUGGUCUGCGAUGUCGUAAGUCGGAUGGAGGACACAGAGCCCUUCUCUCCAGAGCUGCUGUCAGCUAUGAUGAGACUCUGGGCAGACUCUGGGAUCCAAGAAUGCUUCAACCGGUCCCGGGAAUAUCAACUUAACGACUCAGCUCAAUACUACCUAGACAGCUUAGAUCGAAUCGGAGCUGCAGACUACCAGCCCACGGAGCAGGACAUCCUCCGAACCAGGGUCAAAACCACUGGCAUCGUAGAAACCCAUUUCACAUUCAAAAACCUCCACUUCAGGCUCUUCGACGUGGGGGGCCAGCGGUCGGAGCGCAAGAAGUGGAUUCACUGCUUCGAGGAUGUCACAGCCAUCAUCUUCUGCGUCGCGCUGAGUGGCUACGACCAGGUGCUCCAUGAAGAUGAAACCACGAACCGCAUGCACGAAUCUCUGAAGCUUUUUGACAGCAUCUGCAACAACAAAUGGUUCACAGAUACAUCUAUCAUCCUCUUUCUAAACAAGAAGGACAUAUUUGAGGAGAAAAUUAAGAAAUCUCCACUGGCUAUCUGCUUUCCUGAGUACACAGGCCCCAACGCGUUCACGGAGGCGGUGGCGUACAUCCAGAGCCAGUACGAGAGCAAGAACAAGUCCCCCAACAAGGAGAUCUACACCCACAUCACCUGUGCCACCGACACCAACAACAUCCAGUUCGUCUUCGACGCCGUCACGGACGUCAUCAUCGCCAACAACCUGCGGGGCUGUGGACUCUACUGACACUACUGACGCUCCCUGCUCCCCUCCUGCCCCUCAGGCCCGCGGACAGGUCCUCUCUUUCCUUGUUUUUUCCCUCCUCAGAAGAUGAUGAGGAAGAAACCCAUAAAAUCCCCCCUUCCCCGUCCCAGAAAACUUUGCAGCGAGUUCUGCUUUUCCCCAGCCCCGUUUUGUUUUAUUUUGGUUCAUUUUUGGUUCAUUCCCUUGCUGCCUCGUUCCACUCCUCCGUCGCAGUUCACAGUGCUGUGCAGGGAGCUAACGCGUUUCCCACAGAGUGCAUUUCAACUGCCAAAAGACAAAAAUACUUCAGUUUUAAAAAGAGGGAAAAAAAAUCAAAGCCUUAAAAUACUGGUCAGGAACAGCAUAGUUUGGAACCAAAACUUUCUUUUUUUUUUUUUGCCUUGAGAUUAAGGGAUAUUGUUUAUUCUCCUGGUUGUCUCUUCUGUUAAAACACUACUCCUUUGGGAAGUGCUAGAUACAACCUGAUCAUUUUGAGGGUACCUUAUGGCUCCAGUUCUGACCCCAAUGCCAGAGGGGUCGGGGUUGAAUGCAGCUGCCAUAGCUUGGAUUUGUAUAUUCUCCUUUUUUCCAGACAGCUAUGUGAACAAGUAAAACAGCCAUAUCGAGUUCUGCUGGUGUCUGAGUAACGGGGACACAGUAACAAAACCUACUAAGCCUUGUCUAAAAACAUUCAUUACUGGUAGCAGUUUUACCUCAAGUCUUUCAAGAUUAAUAUUAAAAUAUAUCUAGAGGUUGCAGUAACCCAUUUCUGAGGCACUUUGCUGGAGGCCACAGAGCCACUGGGCUGGGCCCCCUGGAGUGUUGGCAGAGAGGACCCCGCGCUCGGGGGCAUCCAAGGAAUGGGUACCUGGUGGCCUUUCCCAAAGCCCCUCCCAGCCUAAGGGACUGAUUUCAGCACAAGCAGUGCUCCUGCAAACAGCAUCUCUUUCCAGACUUCAGCCCUGAAGUUCUGGAAUGCACCAAAAAUAUUUAGUCUUGGUUUCUUGUAGGCAGAGUUUGACCUUCAAGUACCUGAGAUGUGAGGAGGUGCUUUGGGAAAUGUCCCCAUGGCAGGGUGGCAGGAAGGUGUGCGGGAGCCUCGUGGCUCUUCAUCACCCCUCAGGCAUCUGAACAGCCUUGAGAAGCCCAGCCCUGUGCUCUGAGCCUCCUUGGCUCCUGUGUCACCCAGAGAGCAUCCAGAGACAGCUCCACACUUGGUGUCUCCACUCAGGCCUCUCUUUACCAGUGUCUGACGUGAGCAGGGUGUUUUAUACUGGCCAUGCAGUGGCAAAUGAGAGCUCAGGGAGCUGAUUUGAGCCAAGUGAUGCAGUAGAAAGGAAAAGUGCAAGGAAAGGAGGAAGGAAGGGCAGGGGGAGGAAAGGACAAGGGUAGUGCCCAGCACAGCAAAAGCGGGGGCUGAGAGGGGAAGAGAAAUGCAGGUGGGCUGAGUUACACUCUCUUGCCAUCCCCAAGGGGUCUGGAUGCCCUUAGGUCGAAGAUGGAGGGGAAUGUGAGAGGUGGGGGGUCACCUCUGGGGGCAUGGAGGGACCCUGAGAAGUCCACCCCAAAAGCUUGUUUGGUGUCGGGGUGAGACAACCACCUCUGAGGUCCCACUCAGGGCCCACCUCACCUGGGGGCAGGUAGGCAAUGCUGAUCCCUGCCUCUUCUCUGCCUCUCUUAAAAUUCCAUAAUCUUGGAAAAUGGGAGUUCUUUCCAGGCUGGCCACAAGUUCAACUGUCCUCUCUUGGCAGCCUGAUCUAGGGGUGGCUUUCAGGUCUCAGGAGGUCUGAGUUUUCUCCAGGGCCACUCCUGAGAGGGACAGCAUCUCUUCUCUCGCUGUGCCCAUUUAGGAGAGACGGUGUGAGAGCAGCCCAGAGCAGCACAGCCCAAAGAGAAGGGGCCAGGGGAGCAUCAGUGUGCAGGAGGCAGGGACAGCAGCAGGUAUGGUGGCACAGGAUGGAGAGGACCAGUGGGAGAGGUUUGGGAACAGUUUGGGAGCGAAGUUGCAGAAGGGAGAUGAGACAGACGAAGGCACCAGGGAGGGCGGGAAGAGAAGGGCACCUGAGAGCCAGAGGAGAGUCCCCAUCAGAGCCUGUGCUCUGCCAGGACAGUGCUCAUGGGACAUCCAUGACAAACCCAGCCAGGAACGUGAGCAGGAGCACCCCAGAGCCAGCAGGGAAGGCCUGCAGGGGCAAGCAAUGUGGCUGUCACCCCUCCAACCAGCUCCCAGCCCAGCACGGCUGGUAACUGCCAGUAACCCCCUAAACAGCAUUAAAUGAUAAAACUGCAUUUAGGAUUGCACAGCAAGGACCUGCUGCUGCUCUGCUGGGCACUGACAGCAAUAACUCCAGGUCUCUGCCUCCCCUGCUCUGGCACAAGCCAGUACCCACCUUUCUCUUCACCAUCCCAGAAUGCCUCCAGUGACAGCAGCCCCUGCAGGGAGCUGGCCAGCCAGCAAAGCCAGCAGCCUUCUCUGCUCCUCAAGCCCACCCACACACUUUGUUUUCCCAGAUCCCACCCCAUUUACUGCCAGCACACUCUGCUGUAAAGAUGUGAACCAAAGGAAAGGUCUGCAUGUGUUGUUGUCUUUGGUUUAGUUUAGGAUUUCAGGAGUUGGUGGAAAGGUUUUUCAAGGAAAGGAUUCCCAGUGGGAAGCACCUGCCCAGUUCUUGGUUCCUUGGAAGGGACCAGCCCAUGGCAAUGGGGCAGUGCUUUUCUGCUGCAGGAGGGGCAGGGAAAUAGCUGGAGGGACGUGGAGGGACAGGGGUGGUGCUGGAGUUUGUCCCAUGUGGGUGGCUGUGCCCCACCUGCAGCACCCACAUGUGCACUGAGUGUCAAAGCAAGGGCUGAAAAGCCUCACAUUGGUUACGUUUGGUACCUAAAGUGUGUGUAACCACUGGAGCCAGUGCAGUGCCAGCCCCCUGUGCUGAUGGCUGGCACUGGCAGGGAGGCAGGUCUGUCAGAAGAGUUUGAUCAGCAAUGGAGAUUUUCUGUUCCCACCCCUUGCUGUGGAUGACAUUUUAUCCAAGUAAAUAAGUAACAGAAGUUGUUCCUAGGGAAGGCAGCACCACGCCAAGGCUUUGUGAGCUCCCAGCUUAAAGCACACAGGAAUAUUUUGGUAAAGACAAUUGAAAUUAGCUCAACUCCAAACUCUGCCAAAUGCAGCCAAGUGGCCUGAUAUGGUUCAGUUUGCUUUUGCUGCUCUCUGGGCUGGAUUCAGGUAACCCCUGCUGGGAGGUCACCUGGCUGAGAGGUCCAAACCCCCUCUGCAGCUUCGGCAGGUUCCCAGCACGUUGGUGACAACCAACAGCUGGUGUUCCAUGGGGAGAAGAGAGAGAAAAAGCAGAGGAAAUGUUGCCACACAGAGCCUCUUCUUUCAUUUUCUUUGUCAUAUUGUGUGUCUGAAGCCUCAUCUCAGCUGCUGCUGCUGCUGACGUUCCGUCCCUCACACGAGCGUCACGAGGAUUCGCUGACAAAUGCUGGAAACAGCAUUUGGGAGAUGAAAUGCUUCCAGUGUUAAACACUACUAUCUCUCCCACUUGAUGGCCGUGUAUAGAUUUUUGUCUGCAGAACGGCUGCCAAACCAUUACUCACUGCUGGCUCCUGCAUCCUUCCAAGCCUUUCCUGGCAGAUGUGCCUUCCUCAGGCAAUCUUUUGCCCCGUGCUUUUUCCAAACACCAGCAAUUCUUGCAGCACUUGCCUAGAAAGACCCUGAAAUGCAUCCCCUGCCUUCAAAAGCCUCUCCUUAACAGCCCCUUGUGCUUUGCAACUGCCGUGCUCCAAGUCCAGACCCUUGGAGACCCCGGGCUGUGUUUGAUUUGCAGUCCCCACACAGCGGGGAUGUUGCAGCUGGCGCAGCUGCAUCAGAAAUUGUACCAGGGCAUGGGGGGUAGAUUUUAAAAGCACACAGUUGAAACAGCUAUGUAUACACCCUCCUGCCCUUCAAAACUAAUGUGGAAACUUGUAAAAAAAAAAAAAAAAAGCUCUUUUAGGGAUGCAGGAGGUUUUUCAGGACUCAGGUCGCUUGUCCAGCAGCAGCAUCCGAGGGGUGUUAGCAUUGAAAGCAGCAUUAGCAACUCAUGAUGAGCUUCAGGCAGCAGCCAAAGGAAAGAAGGAAGCGCCUCCCCAGCUUGCUUUGUAGCCAGUGAGAGGGCGUGGAGCCGCGAGACCACAAAAAUGCAAACAGCUCCUUUAUUUAAACAACAUUUCAAUGAAACAGAGAGAGCCGUAAGAAGGAAAGCCUGGCGGGGCUGAGCUGCAGAGCGCUGUGCUGCUCUGGGGGAUGCAGCGGCUGGGCUGGCCGGGAGAACCAGCAAUAACCACUCACUGGGAAAGCACACGCUGAAGCACAGCCCCGGACUGCCCAGGCCAGGGUUUAGUGUGCCGAAACCUAAACUCGUGUUUAGUGCCAGGACCCCGCCUGGCCGAGCGUCCCUGCUGCCCCUGCCCUCCCGCCGGCCCGUCCCACCUCCCGCCCACAAACACUUCCCGCUGCAGCUCUCAGGAGCUUUGUACCAGAAUCAGCUUCCUGCCCUCAGCCAGCUUUCCUGGGUGCCCGGCCAGCCUGUCCCUCCACGGGGGGCAGAGCACCCUCAGGAGGAGCCUGCUGUGCCUCCUUCAUAGGUGCGAUUUUGUUUUACAGGACACUAAAAGUAUUAACGAGGGCAGUCUUUACUGUAAUGUACAUUAAAGUGUGUCUGGUGGGUUUAAUCCAUCAUGGCAUGAGCCCAGUGUUUGCCUGCAAGGGAACAGACCUUGUCCUCAGGCCAGGAGUGCAACCUGCAGGAGGUCAGGGUAGGACACAGCAGAUGUCCUUGUGCCAGAAGGUCCCCAGUGCCCACCUGCUGCCAUGCAAAGCAUGGGGCAGCCCCUCACUGUUGGGCUCAACAAGGCAGACAUCACCCAUGAGGGAUUUUGCAGUCAAGGCUGGGAAAGGGACCAACCCUGCACUGUUAGUCUGUGCAACACAUCCGAGUAUUUUGUGGCCAAAAUGCCUCCUGGAGCCAGGGAGAGUUGCUGAGUUCCUGGGAGCAGGGCUGACUGACUGUAAUUAGAGAAGCUUAGUGCUAAUGUGCUUGAGUCUUUGUCGUGGGCCAGGUUUGUCUUAAGCCUUGCCACCAACAACUCCACAACCAUUUCCAUUUAGGAGGCUAAAACACUCAUCAGUGAUCUGACACUGGAAGCAUCGAGGUCAGUAGAGAUGGUGCUACUGAGCAUCACCCCCAAGCCCCCAGACCCAUCACCCCCUUGCACCCCCAAUGCACACACAAGAAAGCAGAGACAUGGUCCAAGUGGCACAAAAUUGCAGACCAUGGUCUUGCCUCUACCUCCCCAGUGGAAAAAACAGGCAAACACACUCCUGAGGCCCCCCAAGACUCAAGGGUGUCAUUUCUGAGCUCCAGCACUGACACGAGGUAAUUGAUGGUGACAGAUAUAGGGACAUGACCUAUAUAAAGAGUUGAGCUGAGAACAUGGCCAUGGAAAGGGACCUUUCACAGGACCACUCAUGCCCCAGCCAGCAGCCUGGGAGAUCUUUAAUCACAUGCAGAGACAAGCAAGUGAACACAAGUGCAACCCUUAAACACCAACGCCUUACUGAGAGGAGGAGCAGGACCAAAGCCUCCAGCUGGCACCCUGUGGGCAGAGGGAGAGGGGAGGCAGCUGAAGAAACAUCUCCAUCUCCCAGAGAGGGCAGCUCUAUUUUCCAUGGACACCAGGUGCACUAGACACAGGGAGGAGAGACCUGGAGAAGAGGCAGAGGGCUGGGACACCCCAGGCCCUCUCCCACCCAGUGCCAUGGAAAUUAAUGUUGAGACCAAAUCCUGACUGUCCUGUAGUGCAGGCAAGCAACUCCAGAGCUAAACCCCCUGCUCCAAGUGGGGAGAGGAGAUCAUAGCAGGUAAAACACCAUUUUCAGCAGUGCCUGAGUCUCACCAGCUUUUCCAGUGCUGGAGCAACCCAGGGCAAGCAACUCGGGUUGUUCAAACACCAGCCAUUGCCCUGCUAAAGUGCCCAGUCCCUAAUUUGUGAUCCUCAGCCCUAUUCCCCCACCUCCCUUUUCCCCCUUCAGCUCAACAAGUGACCAUCACUCUGCCUCUGGGCUCCCCACCACGUUUCUUCCCAAGGAUCACCAGAGGCCAUCACCAUUUUCCUUUUGCUGGUUUCCCGCUGAAUCAUUUCUCCUGCAUGUUUGAUGGCCCAAACUGUAUUAACUGUAAUUUUGUAUGAAGAGUGACUGUCCAUUGGUUUAAUAGAGCAUUAGUUAUUGUAAUAAUUUAUUGGCUGUCAGUAAUGUAUUUAUUAGUCACGAAAUGUUAAUAAAGUGCCAGCUCUUUUCUAGUGUGA